AUGUCUACACGCGGCGGGGUCCUUUCUGACAAGCUGGCUAUCGUUGUCGAUGAGGAUGAGUAUGAACAACGCAUCGUUACCGAGCUAGACGAGGCCCUGCGUAAAAAUGCUGCUGUUGGAAUUACACGGCGUCUGGAAAAGAUUGCCGUUGUUGUCGAUCGGUGCGACGAGAUAAUGCGCCACCAGAACCCAACCACAAGGCAAUAUGCACGCGCGGAGCACAAAAAAAUGACUGCUCUUUCUGAACGCAACUCCCUGCUUGCCACUAUUGACGUGGAUGCCCAAGAUUUGGAAAUAGACCCAAAGAUUGAUGUUGUAUCUAAGUUACAUACCAAGGCUGAUGCAGAUCUAAAAAUAAUUGUCGAUAAAGAGGACGAACGUGGCUCACUUGAUGCAGAGAAUAACUUGACGGUCGAAGAUGAUUACGACGACGAUGCCUAUGCUGAGCGUAUCAUCAGAUACCGUGCGUGUUAUUUUAAAGAAGGUGUCGAACAGUCCAAAGCUGGCAUUCGUGUCGAAGGGACUCCAUGGAGCAUUCCAGCAUCGCUACAUGCCAGAUUACUUCCUUAUCAAGUUGAGGGUGUCAAAUGGUUGCUGAACCGUUUUCAGCUAGGGGCAGGCGGAAUCCUUGCCGAUGAAAUGGUAUUGCAACGACAUUCUGACCUUUUCUUUUGCUCGCUUCCGGGACUCGGAAAAACAGUACAGGCUCUGGCAGUUGUGGCCGCCCUAACCACUUUAGAAGUUCCGGCCAGUGUACUGGUGAUUGCACCAGCGACCCUUGUUGCCCAAUGGGUCGCCGAAUGCCAUCGAUGGUAUCCACCACUGCGUGUAAUUGCAUUUCACCGGUCACUACGCCGCUCGGGGUUGUCACGGCUUGUACUGCCCACCGGAAACUUGCUUGUUGUCACUUCAUAUUCCAUGUUUUUGAUGGAGAAGCGGCACAUCCUUUCUUUACGACCAUGGAACGCUGUUAUCCUUGAUGAGGGGCAUCGAAUUCGCAACCACGAUGCAGCUAUCUCUUGUGCGCAACGCGUAUUGCUGACCGGGACGCCCAUCCAAAAUUCUCUUGUUGAUCUCUGGGCUCUCGUAGAUUGGGUGCAUCCGGGACGGUUGGGAACACUCCAUGCCUUUGGGGUUCAUUUUGAAACACCUAUUCGUGCCGGCUCCUACGCGCAGGCCGGCCCUCUUCAGCGAGCUGCUGCAUACAGGUGUGCUGCGUUGUUGCGAGAGCUUAUUGCGCCCGUGCUUUUGCGCCGUUGGAAGCGGCAGGUAGCUGUUCAGCUACCGCCAAAACGCGAGCAGCAACGUGCCAUUUAUCGCAACUUUUUGAUCUCUCCGCUUAUUGACGGUAUCCGAAAAAAGCGGGUCAAUCUUCUGCAUGGCAUUGACAUCAUGCGCAAAAUUUGCAACGCUCCAGAACUGCUUACCACCAAGAACGAAAAGCUUCAUCCUCAAAAAUCUACCGCAGAGCUGUUGAAGCUAAUGAACUUUGUCGAUCCUCCAAAUGGAUUUUGCGAUAGCAUUCCUGGAAAGAUCCGCGUGUUAGAGGCAAUACUGGCUGAUUGGCAUGCCUCCGGCAAUCGAGCACUUGUUUUUUGUCAGACACGCCAAAUGCUGGACGUGCUUGAGCGAAUAGUGCAGCAAAACGGGUACACAUAUCUACGUAUGGACGGCUCUACAGAUACUGCGCAGCGUCAUCCACUUGUCUCGCGUUUCAACAGCGACCCGUCAGUAUUUCUCUUCCUAUUGACCACGCGCGUCGGAGGUGUUGGGCUCAACUUGACUGGUGCAGAUAGAGUCCUCAUUUAUGAUCCUGACUGGAAUCCAUCGACGGACGCCCAGGCUCGAGAACGUGUAUGGCGUCUGGGACAGCACAAUUCGGUGCAUGUAUAUCGCCUCAUCACCAAAGGCACCAUUGAGGAGAAAAUAUACAGGCGGCAGAUCUUCAAGACCAUGGUCACAAAUAGAAUCUUGAAAGACCCGCGGAGCCUUCAAAUGUUCAAAUCCUCUGAGAUUCACGAUCUUUUUACUCUUGACAGCGAUGAUGAAGAUGUUGUCGAUAAUCCCCAGCAUGAGAGUCGUCAGCGUGAAUUAUCAAAUGGCGAAAGCCUUUUGGUCGAGAAAACAGACCGAGAUCCACUUCUUGACAUGUUGCUUGACGCUACAGGUGUUAACGCCCCAAAUGAGACGCCAAUCAUAAGGAAGGAGGCAAAAAAAAUUGCCGAAACCUCACUGAGAAUGCUUGAGCAAAGCAAGGAAAAAAGAGCGAUUGACAGUGUAAGCGUUCUGGAGCAUCUCAGACGCAUUCGAGCAGAACCUUUGACUGAAAUGCAGGGCCAUAAUUGGCUUUUCACUGACCUGCGGUCUUUCUUGUUGGCACGUGGUGGGAGUGCUUCCACAGAGAGCAUUUUGAAGGAGUUUGGACCACGCAUUGCAAAGAAGGAAAAGAUGCUUUUUAAAAGGAUUCUCUUGGAGCUUUCAGAAAAAAGUGUCGUACGGGGAAACGUCCUAUGGACGCUCCGCGAGAUGUGA
Messenger RNA from Mitosporidium daphniae, 2532 nucleotides. RefSeq names its product chromatin remodeling complex / DNA-dep ATPase. Gene Ontology annotation, biological process: transcription-coupled nucleotide-excision repair. The record is from RefSeq and is a predicted model, not a curated record. Gene Ontology annotation, molecular function: ATP binding; ATP-dependent chromatin remodeler activity. The coding region runs from base 1 to 2532 and encodes 843 amino acids. NCBI's taxonomy places the organism in Eukaryota, Fungi, Microsporidia. The transcript has 6 exons. Gene Ontology annotation, cellular component: nucleus.